UGCGUCAUCAGUGUAUUCCGGAACAUUUUGGAACGCACAGGCAGUCUAGUGUUCUAUGUGUGUGUUCUACGAUGGAUUGGUGUAAUCGUCUCUUGUUAUCAAGUGCUGGCUUCUGUCUCUUUUUAAGUGUGUUGGCUCAAGGUGAGGAGAAUAUGAGGGAGACAGAGUCUCAUAGUAUCUUAUAUUGUCUAUAAACCAUCAUCAGAUUUAGGCACAGAAAACACAGCAGGUUAGGCUAGUAAGCACUUUUUACAUCAAGUUUAUUGUAGGCCAGCAGAAUGGUCACUGGCUAGCUGAGCUUUUCAGCUAAGUAAUAAAACGCAUUUGAAUGUUGUUAAAGAUAUUGGUGAAUGAAUAUACAAGUACCACAGUGUUCUGAUGGCUAUUUGUUUUAGAGGGGGUGUUUGACACAACAACAGUUAAUAACACCAGUUCAACAAAUAAAUGGGAACCCACAACACUGCAGUCAGUUAGAAAAUGUACUUGCUUCAGUUUAAUUUAUCAACAUUAUAUUUGGGUAAUGGUAAAGUAUUUGGUGAAGUUUUGUAGAUUAACAGGUGCUUAAAUUCAGGCACCAAUAACCUUCUGUCAAGGAAAGUUGCCUCUAUAUCGUGUUUUAUAAAACAAUUUAACAUCAGAAACGUAGAGAACAGCAUGCAUUUUUUAUUUUGUAAAACAACAAUGGUUUGUUCAUUUGAAAUUGUGCAUUUUCAGUAAUUCGUACAGACAAAAAAUGAAAUGUAACAAAUGUUCUCAUAAUUGCUCAAGCCAAACUAUAGUAAAUGUAAUAGCUUGCAAGUCUAACUUAAACAAUAUACAAACAAAAUGACAAAUUAAAAAGCAAUAAUACUUAACUUAUAAAGAUGUGUAACAGCCUCCCUAGGUCGCUACCCAAACCCCAAACGAGCAACCUGUAUCAUGCAUAAUAUAAACCAAAAAAGAAGAUUCGGGAUAUGGCUGUGUAAAUCUACAGAAGGAAUAUAAAACAGAACAUAGUGUGAUAUUGUUAAAGAUACAAUAUUAUAUGCGCAACAAUAUGUGAGUGCAAAAGAUUGUUGCGCAUAUAAUAUUGUAUCUUUAACAAUAUCACACUAUGUUCUGUUUUAUAUUCCUUCUGUAGAUUUACACAGCCAUAUCCCGAAUCUUCUUUUUUGGUUUAUAUAGUAAAUGUAAGUUUGCCAAAUAUAUUUAUUCACAAUCUUGUUUGGUACAUGGAUUUGCUUUCCUGGAGAUUUAGAUGCAAAUAUACAAAGGAAGAUCAUUUUGAUUGUGCAACUCCUGCAAUAUAUGCAUUUCUAGUCAGCCAUCUCCAUUUAUUCCUUAACAUAAUAUUGUAAUAUAUUUUGUUAGGAAAACAUGGUGAAUGUGGCCAAAUUAAAUGAAUGAAAGAAGGGUGUAUUUAGUUAUAUGCAUAGUUUACCCUUGAGUUCCAUAUGGUGUCAUAUAUCAAAAGCAUUUUCUUUUGUGUUCAAUCUCUUAGUAUUUUACUAUAAAUGUGUAUGUUAGAAGACUUCUUCUAAAACAUAUAUGUAUUGGUAAAUUAGUUUAUUUGACCUAGCAACUAAUUUGUGUUUUAAAUAAAAAAAGUAUAUAUUGGACUCUAAAUCGUUUUGUUUUUUUAUUGUCUUAAUUUAUCCAGGUCAAGAUAUUGAGGAUAUCCCACAAAAGGAUGACAAACCAAUCAAUCAUCUGAACCCAAAUACUCAAAUGCCUAAAAAUACUGAAGACAUUUAUGUCCCAGAAAUUGUUCAGUACAAGACUGCGGAGAUUGCAGAUGCAAUGCAGAGUUCGGACAUUUUAACUAAUCCUUCUGUACUGUUCUCCACGGUACCAAAAAUGAUGAAGGAUAGACAUAUUUCAGAAGCAGUUUGUGAAAAAACAAUAGAUAGUAAAGAUUGCAAUACCCAUCAAAGUCUGAUAGAUGCGGCACAUGAUUUUGCUGAUACUCAUAAUAAAGCAAGCAUUCAUAGUGCUGAAUCAGAUGCAGAGACAUUAAAGACAGAUGAAUCCAAUAUCACAGACAGCAGCAAGCCUUUGAAAGUUGUAUGUGAGGAGCGUAACAUUACUGGUCUUGAGAAUUUUACACUCCAGAUACUCAAUGUUUCACAGGUUUGACAUAUAUCUCAUUAUUAUCUCUGUAUUUAGGAUAUCAUCUGAGAAUAGAUAAAAUGUUUAUAAAAUGUUUUUGAAAUUUUUUCAAAGAUAUUCUAAAUGUAAGAAGUUACAAAGAUAUUAAGAAGAUCCCUCCAACUCAUGGUGUCUUGUCAUUGCACAUCACCCCUUGUCAUAAUUGGCAAAGCACGUAGGCCAUUAAGGGGAAACCAUAGGAAAACAAUGAAUGUAUGGGGAUUUUCAAGAAGCUGGACGUCCAGCGUCCUUUUACAGAGUUAAAAUCUGGAAGACCGCAUUUAGAGGCAGUCUUAACCUUGCAAUUUAAACUGCAGUGUUUUACAUUGCAAAGUUAAGGGGACAUGGACACUCAGACCACUUCAAUGACUGGGUAUCCUUUUACAUAGUUAUAUAGUUGAAAAGAGCCAUUCAUUCAUCAACUUCUGCCUUUCUCACAUUUUUUUCUGUUGAUCCAAAGAAGGCAUAAAUCCCAUUUUGAAGCACUUGUAAUUUUGCAACAAACUAGGGAAAAAUAUAUUAUUGAAACCAGCAUGGAAUGGCUGUCAGAUCUCGCCUUGGAUCAAGAUCUUUUGUUGUUCUGUUUUGCCUUUCCUAAAAAGGGAAAGGGAGUCCUUACUUUUCUUUCUGUAGAAGAGAAAAAAGCAAACAGAUUUGAGGGGUGGGAAACAAGGCUGUUUGCAGGAUUAUUCCCUAAACAGAAAAUUAUUGCAAAUUGAUCAAAUGGAAAAUGUUAGACUAAAACAGCUGAGCUGGGACUAUAGCUGCAUUUGAUAAUAAUCACAGUUUUUGUUAAUUUCUGACAAUAUCUGGUACAGUAAGUAACUCAAAAUAAAUGAAAGGGAGACAAAGAAAACAAUGUCAGUAUGCAUGCAGAGGGAGGGUGUGUUUUCAAACUACAAUGCAGACAGUGGUAGACUUGGCAAUAAAGCCACCCAAGCCUAAUCUAACAUAACCUUUAUGUGUAUACAACACAUAAUAUGUUAGAAAUUUAGAAGAAGUGGGGAUAAUUAUUAUUAAAAGUGUGACAUACAAGAUCUGAUCUUGUGGCAUUGUAAGGUAGAGUGUAGGGUUUAAAUAUGAAGGUAGAGAAUAUCAGUUUGAGGUAAUAAACGUACAGUGUCCAGGUUAUGUCACAUGAACAACUUAUUUUUGCUAAGAUAGCAAACCAUUGUGGUGAAAAUAAAAACCUCUCAUAUUUGUACUAUUUGUCCGUGUUGUAUACCUGGAAACUAUCACAGUAAUUACAGUUUCCUUGAGGUCCCUAAAGGAAACUUUAAGCACCAAAACAAUUUUAGCUUAAUGAACUAGUUUUGCUGUAUAUAUCAUGCACUUGAAUUCACUUUGUUUAUGCUGCCUUCACCACACUAUACAUGGCAGUUACUCACAUGUCUCCCUAUAUACUUCCUGAAAAAGAGGCUGCUAUUAUUAUUAUUUUUUUAAGAUUCCCUUAUUGUACUCUGUGUUUAGUUUAGAAUGUUUUCUCUUAAAAUAUGGGAUAGGCAUAAGGCUCUCCUAGACGUUAGAUAAGGCCAGGGACUAAUGAAAUAUUUUGGAAAAUUGGGCAGACUAGAUGGGCUGAUGGGUUCUUAUCUGCCGUCACAUUCUAUGUUUCUAUGUCAUUUUGCCAGUUCCUAUAGGGAAAACUUAACUGUGCUCUGAUUUGUCCAGGUUAUAUAACUAGUUCAUAUUCCUCUGUCCAGCAAAAGUGACAUCAAGGUGAUGGCCAUGUGAUUGGCAAGAGGUUAAUGUAAUAUGAACUUUUUUACAUCUGCCGACUGGAUGUUUUCAUAUCUUACAGGACCUGAUGGAGUUUUUGAAUCCUAAUAGCACAGAAUGCACCCUGGUAUUGUUCUAUACCCCUUGGUGUCGUUUUUCUGCAGGACUGGCGCCGCACUUUAAUUCCCUACCAAGAGCCUUUCCUAUGCUACAUUUUUUGGCACUUGAUGCUACACAACACAGCAGGUAUGUUUGUCUGUUUAUUCACUAAACACUGAAUUUACUAAAAUAUAUUUGGCAAACUUAUUUUGUUUUGUUCUAUAGCAUUUGGUUGAUAAAUUUAUCCUAACGUUCACUGCACACAGCUGAAUUUCAAAGAAAAAUAAGAUGCCAAUAAGGUUGGAGUAGGGUUUUGAGGGAAAGCUUGUGUAUGGAAGUCAUUCAAGUUGUAAGGGAAAACCCAUGUUAUUAUUCACAAUAAAAUAUUCAAUGAUGUAGCUUCUGGGUAGUAUUUGGAAAUGCAUACAUGUACGUAUAUGCAGUAACAAGAUGAAUGAUACAUUUACUUUGCUAUAUUUCUAGUCUACAAAAGGCAGAAACUUAGCGUUGGAGACCAGUUAGAGAAAAUCUGUGGUCAGAACAGGCAGGGUCUCCUGCUUGAUCCAGUGUACAAGCAGCUGACAUUCCUUGUUGCCAAAAUGUUGUGAAAACUAACAUUGCUAGUUCAGAAGUGGAACAUCGGCCUUAAUAAUCCUGUGAAAGAGAGGCUUGACUGUGGGUGCUGAAAAACAGUUUGACACAUAACUGGGGGAAGACACAUUCAGAAGAGGCUAUAUGGUGCUCCUUUAAUCAUAGGUAGGGUUAGCGGAAAAAAAAAAUCAAAGAGUAGAGAUCCCUUACAACUGAAAAUUAUGUGGCAUAACAUUUUGUGAAAUAUUCCUCAGUGUGAUUCUUAUGCCUUCUUUAGCAAAUAUUGUGUUACUGUGAUCAUAAUUUCUUGUGUUUAUUUAUGUAUUUUUUUUUUCUUCUCUUCAGCCUCUCUACUCGAUUUGGUACUGUAGCAGUUCCUAAUAUCCUAUUGUUUCAAGGUGCCAAGCCUAUGGCCAGAUUUAAUCACAGUGAAAGGACUCUAGAGACUCUAAAAUCAUUUAUAUUUAACCAGUCAGGUAUGGGAUAUUUUCUCAUUAUUACAUAAAACAUGUAACUCAUUCUAGUGUUGAUUGUAUUAAUACUUGUUUACAUUUCAGCUAUCAUAAUUUCAAAUUUAAUUCAAUAGCAACCAAAUCACUCCUUUUUCUUUUUUUUUCAUGGAUUCCUACAUUUGUAUGGGCAGAAAGCAUCCACAAAGCCAGGCUCAUGGGACUUCUUCAUUGAAAGGGAUAUUUUUUUUAUUUUAUCUGAUCUUUUCUUUGAUCUGUCUAUCUCCAUAAAUAGCUAUAUAACUUUAUUAGUAGAUGUUGUAAGAAGACACACAUUAUAGAAGAACUAUUUUAUCCUCCGGGCUAAAGACAAAGCCCAAUUUGAUCAAACGAACUCCAAUAGCAUGCAGGGAGACUUGUAUGUUUUUUUUUUUUUUCGAACCUGUCUCCUUUCCAUAAGUGGAAUACUCUGUGACUCCACAAAUUAUGUCUGCUACUAAUUUAGGCCACAGCUUAUGAGGAGACACUGGCUUCAAUAGAUGCUUGGUUCUCCCCAUGAGCAAAUGGAUUUAGCCCCUGUUUAUGCUUAAAGGGGCACUAUAUGCACCCAGACCACUUCAUCUCAUUGAAGUGGUCUGGGUGCAUAUUCCCAGGUCUCUUAACGCUGGACAGGUAAUUAUUGCAGUUUUUACUUGUAUGGGUUAACUCCACCUCUAGUGGCUGUCUACCACUUUUGGUUGCCUAACUGACGCUGGACGUCCUCACACUAUGAGGACAUCCAGCAUCUCCCAAUACCCCAUAGGAAAGCAUUGUAUAAUGCUUUCUUAUGGGGCUCUUCUAAUGCAAGCUUGGUUGUUGCCGCUCAUGUGCAUUAGGUCUACCCCACCAGCUGAUGGAGGCGCGGGCGGAGGGGAGGGGAAGUGUAGGCAGACUCCAAGCCGACAUCGGUGCUGGAACAAGUGUCUUUUAAGGGUCUUUUAACUCAUGGGGGUGGGCACUAUAGGGUGCAAUGGUGCCAGGAAAACAACUUUGCUUUUCUGGCACUUUAGUUUCCCUUUAAAGAUAGCGCAUAGAAAUCCAAGAUAAAGGGUUACCUUACCUUUGUAAUCACCUAAUUGUAUGUCAGAUGGUGUAAGGUAUUACAAAAUAAAAAAAAUUAAGAUGUACUGUUCUUUUGAAUAUAACUAAAAUGUAAGGUAGAGGUGCAAAGUACACAGUACACAGAGCAUUUUACUGUGAAGUAUCAUGACAUUUGUAUCACAUUCAGAAUCAAGAGACAUUGAAUUUGGAAUCACUAGUUCCUUAAGCUAUGCAGAUCUAUGUAAAUGUUAUAUGCCAUCUCCAAGAGUUUAUGGUUGCCGCAGGUCGAGACAUUAAAAGUGCCUAAUAUAAGGAUUGUAGCUGUGAUAAAGGUGAUGUGCUACUUCAGGUACUCAUAUAAAAUUCACUGUCCACAUAGUCAUAGAGCAGUACAUAAUUACUAUGUGUACUUAAAUUGCAUUUCUUUCAAUAAGCUCAACAUUAUUUCUAUUUUAUUAUUCUAUUGUGCUCCUAGCCCACUCAAUGUUAAUGAAAGUGAAGUCUAAUAAGGCCUGUAUCUAUUAUAUUUCAUAUACUUUAAAUCAUAACAGAGCUUAAUAAACAAUUUAGAUUGUAUAUCAAUUAGUCUUUCUAUGACGUGGUUUCAUUGGCUAUCUGCUUCCUCUCCCCAGGAAUUCAGGCUAAAACUGAUGUGGCACUUACAGAAGCAGAUUAUGAAGGCCCCUUGCCCAGUGUUCCACUUGGGGGAAUAGACUGGCUGCUAGCCUUCUCAUUGCUGUAUGUGACAGUCUUCAUAUUAUAUGCAACAAUGCAGACUGAAAGUAUUCGAUGGCUUAUACCUGGCCAGGAGCAUGAACACCAGGAGUAAACUGACUUUUUUUUCAAUCAUCUGGACGCUGAAAUUCGAAUUUGUUUUCCUAAGGAAAGUACACUAGUUUGUGUGUAUGGAUGUUUCCUCUUGCAGUUUUGAAUUGAUGUAUAUUGUACAUAAAAUAGACUGAUUGGUUUGGACUCCGAAAUAUAAUGUUAUUGAUUUAUACAUACAUAGUUUUUUUUUUGUCUGAAUGUUUCCAAUUUUGCUACUAAAAAUAGAGCCAAUUUAUACACUUCAUGUUUUCCUUUACCAUUCUGUUAAUCUUUAAAGCGGCACUGUAACCAUCUGGGGACUUCACCCACCACUGGUGGUACGGUGUCUGGAGGUGGGGGAGAAGGUGAGAUUUACUUACCUGACCCUGUCCCUUGUGGGUGCUGCCAUUUUAUUUUCUAGACGGUCCUCUUCUGCUCCUGACGCUUCAGCAUUAAGGUCUAUGGAGGAUCUGGCUAAUAUAUCUGCAGCCAUCACUGGUGACUUUUGAGUGGGGUGUUGGGGGAAGGAGAGUGCUGCUUUAAAUGAAAAGCUUUAAAAACCUUUUCUUGGGGGGGAAAAAAUUACUUGAAAUUGCUAUUAUUUUGUUCUAUUUAUCUCUCUUUUGAAUAUAACUAAAAUGUAAGGUAGAAGUGCAAAGUACACUCACUUUGCUAUGUUCUUUCCUAAAAAGGAAGCAUAGGAAAUACACAAGUGAACACUCACCACUUAAGCACAGAGGCUUCUCAAUGAGAAGUCUCUGAUUGUUGUAUUUGCCAUGUGUGUGGGAGUAUAUCUACUAAACUGAUACAUUUUCAAUCUAGUGUUCCUUUAAUUGUUUCCUGGGCUACAUGAGCAGUGAGACUCAAGCUCAAAAUUAAAGGAACACUAUAGUGUUAGCCCCACAGUGCUUUUGUAUUUCUACCGUGCAUCCUAGAGAUGCAUGGAAUUUGUACAUCUCUAUGGGGACCUCUCAACGCUUCCAUGCCGAGCAUGGAGACACUGGACGUGAGUACUGCACAUUGUGCAGCACUGACCCAGGAAGCACCUGCUACUAGAGGUGUUACUAGGCAGUAAUGUAAACACAGCAUUUUCUCUGAAAAGCCUUUAGGGACAUUCUAUACACACACCAGAUUAACUACAGUCAGCUGUUCUUCUGGUGAGUAUAGUGUCCCAUUAUCUUAGUAAAUGAGCAGUGGAAUAAAACCUGAUUUUGACAGAAAAAGAGUGAGUCCAAAUCUGAGAUGUGAACAGAUUGUAAAUGCAGUUAAAAGUGUGGAUGGUUGCUAAAUUUCAAAUAUUUAAAGGAGGGAGAGGCAGAAUAGGGAUUAUGGGUUUGUCAUUAACGUGUAAAGGAAAGUGGAAAUAACUUUGAAAUAAGUCACACAAGUAUCUUUUGUUUAGUGGCUUUUAAUUUUGUGCAGAAUUAUGACAGAUUAAACAUGAAUUUCCUUUUAAAGUGCACUCAUACUCAAAAUGGGCUAAAUGAACCCAGAUAUGUUUAAUAAUUAAGUUAUAGGGUGGAAGCCUGAGAUUGUACAUCGAAAUAUGAUUUUUCUUUACAAGAAUGCUGCCAUGAUAAUGUGUAUUUAAAUAUUGAGUUGCAAAGAGCACUGUAUUUUUUUGACAAAAAUAGUUUGUCCUAUCUUGUACUUACUUGCUAACAAAUGGUGUAACUUUAUUCAUCCAUAUUUAAAACUAGAGUUUCAUUUAAUUUUG
Molecule: messenger RNA, 8589 nt
Organism: Pelobates cultripes (western spadefoot toad)
Lineage: Eukaryota; Metazoa; Chordata; Amphibia; Anura; Pelobatidae
Source: the annotation of a GenBank genome assembly